Gambusia affinis (western mosquitofish) is the source of this 8916-nucleotide messenger RNA. RefSeq names its product nuclear factor I/A (gene nfia). The transcript has 11 exons. Gene Ontology annotation, cellular component: nucleus. Gene Ontology annotation, biological process: regulation of transcription by RNA polymerase II. Bases 3085 to 4527 code for a protein of 480 amino acids. The record is from RefSeq and is a predicted model, not a curated record. Gene Ontology annotation, molecular function: DNA-binding transcription factor activity, RNA polymerase II-specific; RNA polymerase II cis-regulatory region sequence-specific DNA binding. Lineage: Eukaryota; Metazoa; Chordata; Actinopteri; Cyprinodontiformes; Poeciliidae.
UUAGCUUCUGAUAGGCUAAGAUUUUUAGCAUAACUUGAACACAAUAGUCUUUUCCAGCAUCAAAUCGUUUAGAAGCAGAAAUUAUCCAAGAGAAACAGCUUCAUUGCUGCUGUUAGCGGAUGUAGCUGUGCGUCAAAUUUACCGACCUACCAGAAACAGAAAUACAAAGGUUCCUGCCAGAAUGCUUUACACAAAAAAAACAAUGAAUUGUGUUAAAAUAUUUAAUGUUUUAAAUCUGAAAUUAAUUAUCGAAUGAACGUUUUAAAAUCCCGCCAUUAGGAGAAAUGUAUUGGAUUUGCUGCAGAUGUACUGUCAUGGUUCUGAUGAAGUUCUGAUGUUUUUGUGGAUCUGAUCAGGUUCUGUUUCUGGUUCUGAUCGGGUUCUGUUGUUUUCCUGAGAUCGGAUCAAUAAUUCAGGAAGCUGCUUUCCUCCCGGCUCCUUCUGGCUCUCAGGGUUUUGGCAUCUUGCCGGCUUUCUGGAGACAGAUGGUGAAACGGCUGGGAAUCAAACACCGACUGUCCUCCUCUUCCUCCUCCUCUUCCUCCUCUGCAUGACAGACAAACGGAUGAAACCUGGAGACGGAUCUUCUGUUGCCAGAUCAGAGUCAGGAGAUGUUUCAGUUCUGGUCCAGGCCCCGUGCCAGCCUAUAGCAUCCCCCCCACCGCCUUCCCAACCUUCACCGUCUCUAUGGCAACGACCACGUUGAUGUUUUGUGUUUCAGCUCCUCUUCCUCCAGGUGGUUUUGUUGGGAGUCACGUGGGCUCGGUUCUGUUGACAGAACCAGUCUGGACCCUCGUUAAGUCCUGAUGAGGGUUCUGGAUCUGGAAUGGUUCUGGUUCUGGUUGUGUUCUCAGGCUGCAGUUCCUCCCCUGCGCCUGCAGCUGGCGCCCCAGGCUGCCGUUCAUCUCGGCUGCUGCCUCCAGCUCAGGUUUUCCUGCUGGUUGUUCCAGGGCCGGAUCUACAGGGGGCAACUGGUGGGGCGAAUUGCCCUCUCUGCCCCCUUGCAGGAGAGCUCAGUUUACCCAAAUCAUGUUUUAUGUCCUUAAAAAUAUGCAAAUCUGUCUAGUUUCAGUGAUGACCUUUGACACCUGACCUGGCCUUUCAACAGAAGCGCCUGCUGAAGUUGAUGGACCGUUGCAGUUUGAUACCUCUGAUUCCCAACUGAGAGUCUCACGUUUGGUUUGGUAUCCAUUAGCAUAUUUCGCUAGUUAGAUUUUCUAAGAAUAAACUCAAGAACAGUUCAUGAAAAGCUAAAAUAUAAGAAAUGUUUCCAACUCCAGCUGAUCCUCACAUAUUGAAGUAGCAUUGAAGCCAGCAACAGUUCGAAAGAUGGAAGACUAUUAUCAUCAUUAUGGUUAUGAUUAUCAUUAUUAUAGUUAUGCCCGCUGCUGAAGUACAAGACUCUAAACAUAUUUUAUUUACAACGACGAGCUGACAGUAAAAAGUUUACAAUAAAUAUUGUUUGAUAUUACUUAACAUAAGCCUAAAAACGUAAAUACAGUAAGAAAAGUUAUUAUUUUUCAAGUAGAGUUACUGUUUACCCACCAGUAAACGGUAACACGGUUCCAGGUUUAUUUCCGGUUGUAUUCAAGGAAAUAUCGAUAACUACCUGACAUAGCCUGCUCUGGGAUCGAUUGGUAAUACCUCCAUCCUCCACCAGGGGGCUCAGGCUGAACCCAGAGGAACCUGCAGCAGGAACGGGUUCUACUCAGCACUAUGGACCUGAACCAAGACGGGAUCUGCUGUUUUUGAUUCUGAUGGUUCAGGUUCUGGUUAGAAAUCAGGUCAAGUUCUGAGGAUUCACUGGGCCUUCAGCUCACUGAGUUCUGAUUGAUUCUGAUCACCAGUCCAAUCAGAGCAAAGCUGAGCUGCUGAGGUGUAUUCGUUUGGACCAAUCAGAGCACAGAGUGUGUUCUGGUGCUGGUUCCUCAGAACCCGCAGGCUGCUUUGGAUCAGAACCAGUGGAGGCGUUCUUGAUCCACAGCACGGCCUGGUUAUGGUUCCAGACAAGUGAAGGUUCCGGUUCGGUUGGCCCACAUGGUUCUGUCCAGAUGGGUUCUGAUAAAAAUGUGGGUCGGGUCGUUCAACUUCUCACCUGGACAGUCGAGGAACAAGCUCCGCCCCCUAAACACCUGAUGGUGCUGAGCCCACCACCACCAUCAUCAUCAUCAUCAUCAUCAUCAUCAUCAUGAUGAAAAAGAAGUUUGGUGACUUCAGUAACUUCUUCUGCGGUUCUGACCCGGUUCUCCUCCGGUAUUCCACCUUCUGUUCCUCUCUGCUCCUAAAGGAGGGGGGAGGGCAGUAGUGGCGCUCUCGUGCAAGCGCGCGCGCGCACCCAGCAGCAGUAUACUUGUGAAAGUGCACGCGGAGGAUCGAUGCUGUUAUUUGUGAUCGAUCAGCGGCGCGUGUGAUCAGUCUGUGGCCGCACACGGAGCGACGCAGUCCGGCGGAGGAGCAGCGGAGGAGCCGAUGUUCGGAGCUGGAGGAGUUCGGGACAGUCUCUCGGCUCCCAGGUCGUCCCGCCGCCUCUCCCCGCUCCCGGCAGCGCUUGUCCCGGGAAAGACUCCGUUGCUGCACCGCUCUCUUUCUCCGGAGCGCAGGGGAGCAGCACGCCGGCCGCGGGGCGCACCGCAGAGCGGUCAGGGAUGCCGGCGGGGGGCGCUUCUGGACGCGGUUCUUGGGUUCUGUGAAAUGCAGUUGGGGAGCCGUUUGGAUCUUUGUUCUGUCCGUCGAACCUCCUGAGGUCCUCGCUGCUGCUCUGACUGGACUUGUGUGGUGUCGCUGGAGAUGCGGUUGGAUUGGGGGCGGAAAGUUGUGCGCUCCCCGGCGGAGGGCCUCCACAGGUCCGGCCCGUGACCCGGGGCGGGUCCGAAGUUCAGCUCUGCCCGGAAAUGUGAAGCGAAGCGGGCAGAAGGAGGGCUCCGUUUCCCCCUCACUCACUCUCACACACACACUUUGUUUUUCGCUCUUCACACACACAGACCAACACACACACUGGAGUUACAGUAACACCCACACACACAUUCGUGCGCGCACGCGCGCGGUCGCACACACCUUCCGGAGCUCGGAGCCCAGCGGACAGAUAUGUAUUCUCCGCUAUGUCUGACCCAGGAUGAGUUCCAUCCGUUCAUCGAGGCGCUGCUCCCCCACGUCCGGGCCUUCGCCUACACCUGGUUCAACCUGCAGGCGCGCAAGAGGAAGUACUUCAAGAAGCACGAGAAGCGCAUGUCAAAGGAGGAGGAGCGCGCAGUGAAGGAUGAGCUGCUGGGCGAGAAGCCCGAGGUGAAGCAGAAGUGGGCGUCUCGCCUCCUGGCCAAACUGCGCAAGGACAUCCGGCCCGAGUUCCGGGAGGACUUUGUGCUGACGGUGACGGGCAAGAAGGCGCCGUGCUGCGUGCUGUCCAACCCGGACCAGAAGGGCAAGAUGCGGCGCAUCGACUGUCUGCGGCAGGCCGACAAGGUGUGGCGCCUGGACCUGGUGAUGGUCAUCCUGUUCAAGGGAAUCCCGCUGGAGAGCACGGACGGCGAGCGGCUCGUCAAGGCGCCGCAGUGCGCCAACCCCGGCCUCUGCGUCCAGCCGCACCACAUCGGCGUCUCCGUCAAGGAGCUCGACCUCUACCUGGCCUACUUCGUGCACUCAGAAACCAGCCAAUCAGAAAGCCCCAACCAGGCCAGCGAAUCAGACAUCAAAGAGCAGCCAGAGAACGGUCACCUGGGAUUCCAGGACAGCUUUGUCACACCUGGAGUCUUCACCGUGGCCGAACUUGUCCGAGUCUCCCAGACUCCCAUCGCGGCCGGAACCGGACCCAACUUCUCCCUGGCCGACCUGGACAGCUCCUCCUACUACAGCAUGAGUCCAGGAGCCAUGAGGAGGCCACUGCCCAGCACCUCCUCCUCCAGCUCUGCCAAGAGGAUAAAGUGCAUGGAGGAGGACGUUGACAGUCCGGGCGAGGAGUCCUACUACCAGGGUCCGGGUCGGUCUCCGGGCAACGGUGGCCAGGCCGGCAGCUGGCACGACGUGGAGCCAGCUGGAUAUAAGCUACGCGGCUCUCUAGCUAGCUCGUUCAUCUCUCGACAAGCCAGCCCCCAUGCCCCCCCCUCCAGCCUCCACUUCUCCUCCUCCCCCAUCCUGCAGCAGCCCGCCUCCUACUUCUCCCACCCGGCCAUCCGCUACCACCCACAGGAGACGCUCAAGGAGUUCGUCCAGCUGGUGUGUCCUGACUCCGCCCAGCAGGCCGGACAGGUGGGCCUCCUCAACCCCAGCAGCAGCUCCCAGACGAAGGUCCACAACCCGUUCCUGCCGACGCCCAUGCUGCCCCCCCCGCCGCCCCCCCCCAUGGCCCGGCCCGUCCCGCUGCCCGUCGACACCAAGCCCCCCCCCACCUCGUCCACAGAAGGGGGCAGCAACUCCCCAUCUUCCCCCACGUACUCCACCCCCACCACAUCUCCAGCCCAGCGGUUCGUCAGCGUUGGCCCUCGAGACCCCGGCUUCAAUAUCCCUCAGCAGCCGCAGUGGUACCUGGGAUAAGGACUCCGGAGGCGCAGACACCCUCUACGGCCAGCCAAUGCAGCCUGUCCUCCAACACCAGCUGUCCCUGGUCAACCCCGUCAUCGGUCCUGCAGAUCCCGGCUCCACCGUCAAUGACUCAGCAUCGGCAUGGCUAAAGCAGAUUAAGCGCUCCCAUGCUGCGAAUCGUUCGUCCCAGAAUUCCUUGCAGACUCUUGGAUCGUAUAUCUGUAGUGCUGGAUCUGAGUCCUGAACCUUUUUCCCUGAAUCCCUGACCUAUGGGGCAAUGGGGGAAGCGACUUGUUCUGGGAAUGUCGUCAGACUGCGUCCCAGAUAUUUCUCUGUGGAGGACGUACCUAUCCAUCACUUUGUGCCGUGUGAACUUACAGUGGUUUGAAGCCCUCCAGGCUGCCACCACCCCUUCCUCCGUAUGGAUCCCUGCAGCCGGGGGCUAGUGGGGCAGGCAGGGGACCGCCUGGCUCCGAGACACCAGCUGAAACAAACCUGGGACGGACACUGCCUCCUUCCCUAGAUCUCUUCAGGACUUGGAUGGUAGCAUGAAGGGAAGAGCUGAGCUGGGGGCGGAGCAGCAUCAACUAACCGUGGGGGCUCUGGGUGGGGCGUCCUGAAGGUGGUCUGGAUUUGCUGCUAUGCUUCACCAGGCGCUUGUUUCUCUGGAGGCUUCAUGGCUCAUUGGUUUCUCUCUUUUAGCCUCCAUUCUCUCCUUCCAUCCAUCCACCUGUCCAGGUGAAGAGGCAGCGUACGCAGGGCGGGCCGAACCCCCGGGGGACCUGAGCCACUCUGCCAGUCAGGGGAGAGCCCCGCCUCUCAAACUUAACAGUGAAAUCAUGAGGAAAAGUGCAAUUUUGUUGACUAGUUGUUGGAUUAUUAAAUAUAUCUAAAUCUAUAUUUUUCUUGUAGUCCGCUCAGACCUGGGACUCUAAAACACUGGGCGACAAACCGACACGCAGCCUUGGGAACACCAACCCAGUGAGAAACCACCAAACCGCGUCGUUCUUUGAUGAUCUGGUAGUUUGAUAUGAGAACGUCUGAAUCAGAGAUCAGUUUCUGAGCAAAGGACUGAUGUUCAUUCAGCUCAAAUAGAAACGAAUAACGAUUCCUUUAUUUAACAUUUAUUCUACGUCAGGGAAACAAAAUGUCUCCUGAGGCCAAAUCACAACAAUUUAAGCUUGAAACAAAUCAGUUUGGCAAGAUAAUCUGCCUGGCAACGGGCUGCCAUGUGAUUGGCUGGAUCUUCCAGAGGCUCCAUCCAAUCACAAGCACUUCUUCCUCCAGUUGGCCAAUAGGCUGUGAGUAUGUAAUCAGGGGGCGUGGUUUAUUUAUGAAGACUUUAACUCUUCUUCAGUUUGGUUUUCCUUUCUUAUUCUAUAAAUAUCUAUAGACACACACAGACACACCCAACGUUAACAUGAGUUUAAGUGAAAAAGUCAUAAAAAAGAAGUAAAAAAAAUCUGCAUGUGUUCGUAUUUGUGGCCGUUUUCUCCAUAGAUGAUGUAGUUAGUGAUAAACGGACGAUAUCCUGUAAAACUUCCCAACAUGAGGCACUUCCCGUUGGGUCUUCACUUCCCUUCAGCUCUCGGUUCUUUUCCUCUCAUGUUUUCCUGGCAGCAACAGAACCGGUCCGCUCUUCAAAUCCAAAACGUUCCUUUGUCUGUUCUGUAUCUAAAUUAGCCGGUCCUGGUCUCUGUGCCACAAACCCGUCCAACCUGUGGUCAAACCAGCAUCAAGGUGGCGUGGCCUGCAGGUGGCGCUGUAGGCUGAUUAAUUUUGGUUUUAUUAGGAGGAAGUUGUAAAGAAAUCGUUUUGGAGGCGUUAGGGGAAAGUUCAGAAUUUCUCCUCCAUGUUUGAGGCUGGAUCUCCUGAUGGCUGCAGUUGGAAACGUUCGCUGGACGUUUUCCACCAAAGCAGCUCCAGGGCCAAACCACAAGCUGCUCUACAGCCCAUAAUUAUUCAUACCCCUGGCAGCCUUACCUAUAAUUUGUUUCUGAUGGGAAAUAAAGCUCUUUCUAUAUAACAAACAUAUCUCUAUUAUAAGACAUAAAAAAUCUGCUUUAUUUAUAUUAGAAUAAUAAUCUGCAUCAAUUAUCAAUUAAAACAAUUUCACCCCCUGAUGAAUGAGUGAAAUUUACUAGCUUCAUGCCUGUCUUGUAUAGGUAGCAAAACGUUGUUUGAUACUUAUUCUUCUCAUAUUAAGCUUGAUUUUAGAUGUGCUCUGAUGCCACCCAGUGGUCGGAGUGUGAACUUCAUGUUCAUGGAAGCGGAAUUGUGCAAUAGGCCGAUAAACUGUUAAGAAUCUGAAUCCUCAGCUAGGUUGUGCAAUAAAAACAUAUUUUUAGACUAACUAAUGUUUUCUAUACAUGAUAUAUUAAAACAGACCACGCAUGAUUAAAAUUCUAGAAUUUAUUUCUAAUUUGUGUUUGAAGUUUUUUAGUGACACUUGGCAACUAAUGAAUGAAAAUGAACCUUUAUAUAAAAUUUAGAUAUAUUUGUGAAAAAAGUAAAUAGUAUUAUUAUUAUUAUAUAUAAAUAUUAAUUAAUAAAUAAUUAUUUUCACACGUAAAUACCCUAAUAUAAUAUCUGUUUUAUCUGGAUUUAGGGAACAAAAACUUCUAGGAUAUUACAGUAGAGACAUUUUUCAGUAGUUAGCUCUAUUUGAAACACUGCAGGAUGAAAACAAAUGGUUGUUCAAAAUAUCUGCUGGAAAUCAGCUUGUGAAACAGAUUUCAUGUGACUGCUGUGAAGGAAUUUUACAGUAUUUAAAACACUAUGAUGAUGAAAAGCCAGUGAUUGUUCAAAAAGAAAAAUUUGACUCAAUUUUAAUCUUUUUUGAGCAAAAACAUUCUCUAUGAAAUUAUUACUCUAGUAAGACUGAACAAUCUGUUUCAUUCCUUAACUGCCUGGUGUCGCUAAUUAGCAUCCCAGCUAAAUUUACACUAAUGGUGACUGAAAUGCUCAAAUUUAUAAUGUCUAAGUUUUUGUGCAUUCAGGGGUUGUUAGCUUGUGGGUGGAGCAGCUUGUUGGUCCUCCACUGUUCAGAUGAGAAUAAAUUGAGUUAUAAACCGCAUUCUGAUUGGUUGCUGGAUGUUCUGGUUCUGGAGCAGAGACAGAACCAGCUUAGCGGAGCCCAGCCAUCCAAAUCCAUCUGCAGGUCAGCUUUAGAACUCCUGAGUCUCCCUGUUGUUACCACAGGGCUCCAGUAGGGGGCAGAGCAGCAGAAACGGCGUCCGUGCUGCUGUUUGCUGCUCAUUUGACUGAAUCCGGACCUUCUGGUCGACCACUUCAUGAUGUUCUCCGUCUUUCCAGGGAAUUUUCCGUCUGUUGCUGUAAAAAGGUUUUACGUCUUCCCGUUUGUCUCCCUGAUUGUUCCCAGAUCCGAGUAUCGGAUGUAAAUUAUGCAAUAUCUGCUUGCACUCUGAGACGUCUUUUUAUGGUUAGUUUUCCUUCCUUCAGACCGAAGCUGGACCCAAUGGGGCCGCUCUGGUGGCUCUGGUCCAAUGAGCCAGGCUGCUGUCUCAUGAACCCGACCUUAAACAAAUCCAAGCUGUUGUCCAUCAGAGUGCGGACGGUUCUGUGAAACGGAUCUGUCCGGUUCUGUUGGGUAGAGGGUCAGUUCUGUUCCUGCCUUCCCUUUGGUUGUGAGUUGGGCAUUAACUAUCUGCACUAAAUAUGAGAUGAUGAAGAAAGAAAAGCAGCUUCUAGGUCGAAUCAAUUGAAGGGAAUAAAAUUAGAAAAUUGCACUGACAUUUUUUAGUGUCAUAAAAUCUGAUCAGUUGGUUUGAAUCCGACUCCGGCUGAGCGUUCGAGACGUUUUUGAGGAAAUGCGUGAGAGCAGUAGUGUGGGCAACGAGUUUGUUCAUUUAUUUGGUUCUGCAUUGAAGGCAGAGGGAGCGCCUCCUACUGGCUGGAGGCCUGACAGUGCUGUAUAGUUUAUUGAUUUUAAAGCUGCCCUAUUUUCUAAUGCAGGACUUUUUUUAACAAUGACUAAGUGAGGAAACUGUGGUGUUGUGAAUUUUCUGACUGUUUCUACGGAGGUUUGUUUUUUUCCUGGAAACUGGAUCUAAGUUGAAAACUUUCCCGUUUCCUCCGUUUUUCUUGGGUUUUCUUUUUUAUGUAUUUAUGAACAUUUCCUAUGUUGACGCUCUUCUGCAGCCCAGGGUGACCCGCACCCCCAUUGUAAAUGGAUGUUACAGUUUCUGUAUGUUCAGUGUUGAUGAAGCUGAAUUUAGUCCUUCUGAGGGAAAACAAAAUUUUUCUGCGUUUGAAGGAAUUUAGUUGUGAGGCAGGAGACACAGCCGGCCAAACUAUUCCAGACUAGAAAUGCAUUCAGGCAUCUUUUUUUCUGUUCACCAUUCCAUGCAGAACAAUAAACAGCUUGAUUAUGCAACAUGA